Phyllopteryx taeniolatus (common seadragon) is the source of this 2200-nucleotide messenger RNA. RefSeq names its product vacuolar protein sorting 45 homolog (gene vps45). Gene Ontology annotation, cellular component: Golgi membrane. Gene Ontology annotation, biological process: intracellular protein transport; vesicle-mediated transport. The transcript has 15 exons. Lineage: Eukaryota; Metazoa; Chordata; Actinopteri; Syngnathiformes; Syngnathidae. The coding region runs from base 213 to 1916 and encodes 567 amino acids. The record is from RefSeq and is a predicted model, not a curated record.
GUGAUGACGUUUGGGACGCCAUCACCAACACGGAAGUAGCAGACUGUGUUUUGUUUGAGCAGAUCGCGGAGUAUCAUCUGACAAAUUUGAUCAGUUUUCUCGGGUCUUUUUUUCCCUCUCGUAAGGCUCACCUUGGACGUCCACUUUGUCUUUCAGCGCGUCUUCCUCUUGUUGUCGUUUCAGUUGUCGUCGUCGAGUGUCCAGUGGCCGCCAUGAACGUGACGCUGGCGGUGAAACAGUACAUCUCCAAGAUGAUUGAGAGCAGCGGGGCAGGGAUGAAGGUGCUGCUCAUGGACAAGGAGACGACCGGCAUCGUGAGCGUGGUCUACACGCAGUCCGAGAUCCUGCAGAAGGAGGUCUACCUCUUUGAACGGAUUGACUCUCAAAGCAGAGAAAGCAUGAAACACCUGAAGGCCAUCUGCUUCCUCAGACCCACCAAGGAGAACGUGGACCAUCUCAUCCAGGAGCUGAGGAGACCAAAGUACAGCGUCUACUUCAUUUACUUCAGCAAUGUGAUCAGUAAAAGUGAAAUCAAAGCUUUGGCUGAGGCUGACGAACAGGAAGUGGUAGCUGAAGUGCAGGAGUUUUAUGGAGAUUUCAUCGCUGUAAAUCCUCACGUGUUCUCUCUCAACCUGCAGGGUGUGGCCAAGGGGCGUAGCUGGGAUCCGUCCAUGUUGUGGCGCUGCACGCAGGGCCUGACGUCCGUCCUGCUGGCCCUGAAGAAGUGUCCCAUGAUCCGCUACCAGCUGUCCUCCGACAUGUCCAAACGCCUGGGGGAGAGCGUCAAGCAAAUCAUCACCAAGGAGUACGAGCUGUUCGACUUCAGGAAGACGGAAGUCGCGCCCUUGCUGCUGAUCCUGGACCGCAGCGACGACGCCAUCACGCCGCUCCUCAACCAGUGGACCUACCAGGCCAUGGUGCACGAGCUGCUGGGCCUCAACAACAACCGUAUCGACCUGUCCAGAGUACCCGGCAUCAGCAAAGACCUGCGCGAGGUGGUCCUGUCCGCUGAGAACGACGAGUUCUACGCCAAUAACUUGUACUUGAACUUUGGUGAGAUUGGCACCAACAUCAAGAACCUGAUGGAGGACUUCCAGAAAAAGAGACCGAAAGGCCAACAGAAGCUGGAAUCCAUCACGGACAUGAAGGCGUUCGUGGACAACUACCCGCAGUUCAAGAAGAUGUCGGGCACCGUGUCCAAGCACGUGACGGUGGUGGGCGAGCUGUCCCGCCUGGUGGCCGAGCGGCAGCUGAUGGAGGUGUCGGAGGUGGAGCAGGAGCUGGCCUGCCAGAACGACCACUCCAGCGCGCAGCAGAACGUGCGCCGCCUGCUGCAGAACCCGCGCCUGUCCGAGCUGGACGCCGUCCGCCUGGUGAUGCUGUACGCGCUGCGCUACGAACGCCACAGCAGCAGCAUCCUGUCCAGCCUCAUGGACGAACUCAGCAGAAGAGGCGUGUCGGAGAGGCACCGCAAGAUGGUCCAAUGUAUGGUGGAGUACGGCGGCAAGAGGGUUAGAGGAAGUGACCUCAUCGCGCCGACAGACGCCGUCGCCAUCACCAAACAGUUCUUCAAAGGCCUCAAGGGUGUGGAGAACGUGUACGCGCAGCAUCAGCCCCUUCUUCACGACACGCUGGAUCAGCUGGUGAAAGGUCGCCUGAAGGACAGUCAGUUUCCGUAUUUGGGAGCCAGCAGCCUCAGAGACAGACCCCAGGACGUGGUCGUGUUUGUGAUCGGAGGAGCGACUUACGAAGAAGCUCUGUGUGUGUACAACAUGAACCGCAACACACCUGGCGUUCGCAUCGUACUGGGAGGGAGCACCAUGCUCAACACCAAGAGCUUCCUGGAGGAAGUGAUGUCAUCGACGAGCGGCGGAGAUCGGUCGCGGGUCGGCGGUCGGCAUAGCAACAGACACUGAGCGUUCGAUGGACACAACAGCAUUCUUUCCUCCGUCGAGUUUGUCACAAUUCCAUCGUCCAUCUUUGUUGUUCUUCAAAUGUCCCAGCGUGGCUACACAGGAAGCGGAGGAGUGGAGACAGGAAGUGUGAAGAAAAUGUGCUUGACAUGAAUGGAUGCAAGGCGGCGAGACUGAAGAUCUACUUAUCACUUUCACGUUAUUGUCUUUGUUCAACCGAACAAAAUGUAUGCAAAUCUUGUCAUUUAAACAUGAAUAAAUUGAAAACGGGUGACGACUGGUUAGCA